CUUACAACAACAAACUUUCUUCGCCACCACCAAGCUACCUUCUGCAUUCUUGCAUCAACAGUAAAGACGUUUACGUCUGAUCAUCUAUAUUUUUUCACUUUCCAACCCCACAAACAUCCAAAAUGACUGGUGGCAAGUCCGGCGGCAAGGCUAGCGGCUCCAAGAGCGCGCAAUCUCGUUCCUCCAAGGCCGGUCUGGCAUUCCCCGUCGGUCGUGUCCACCGUCUCCUCCGCAAGGGCAACUACGCCCAGCGUGUUGGUGCCGGUGCUCCCGUCUACCUGGCUGCCGUCCUCGAGUACCUUGCUGCUGAGAUUCUCGAGCUGGCUGGCAACGCCGCUCGCGACAACAAGAAGACCCGUAUCAUCCCCCGUCACCUGCAGCUCGCCAUCCGCAACGAUGAGGAGCUGAACAAGCUCCUGGGUCACGUCACCAUCGCCCAGGGUGGUGUGCUCCCCAACAUCCACCAGAACCUCCUUCCCAAGAAGACUGGCAAGGGUACCAAGAACGCGAGCCAGGAGCUGUAAAUUACCUUACAUGCGGGGUGUUUGCGGGGUUGCUUUUGUUUUUCGGCCGGCACGUUUGGGUUGUUCAUGACAUCGGGGUCACGGUUACAGGGUCACUUUAGGGUUGUGUUUUUCGCACGUUUGGGUUGUACAUUAAUUCCCAAGGUCAUGGUCAUGAAAUGAAUACCAUUUGAACACCAUUUGGGCGUUUUCUUAUGCAAUUGCUGUGUGC
Messenger RNA from Cryphonectria parasitica EP155, 735 nucleotides. Its product is annotated as histone H2A. Gene Ontology annotation, cellular component: nucleosome. The transcript has 3 exons. Gene Ontology annotation, molecular function: protein heterodimerization activity; DNA binding; structural constituent of chromatin. Bases 123 to 524 code for a protein of 133 amino acids. The record is from RefSeq and is a predicted model, not a curated record. Lineage: Eukaryota; Fungi; Ascomycota; Sordariomycetes; Diaporthales; Cryphonectriaceae.